Molecule: messenger RNA, 456 nt
Organism: Macrosteles quadrilineatus (aster leafhopper)
Lineage: Eukaryota; Metazoa; Arthropoda; Insecta; Hemiptera; Cicadellidae
Product: 60S ribosomal protein L44
Exons: 4
Coding region: 101-415 (104 amino acids)
Biological process (GO): translation
Cellular component (GO): ribosome; cytosolic large ribosomal subunit
Molecular function (GO): structural constituent of ribosome
Source: RefSeq, a predicted model, not a curated record
GUCCGUCGUCGCUCAAUCUUCAAUCUUCUCUCAAUCUCAAUCUAAUUUCUAAAUGGUCUUCAUCUUUCCGGUUUGAAGAAGGUGACAAAAACGCAGCAAAAUGGUUAACGUCCCUAAACAGCGGAGGACUUUCUGCAAGAAGUGCAAGGUACACAAGCCACACAAAGUUACGCAGUACAAGAAGUCCAAGGAAAGGCACGCCUCCCAGGGUAGACGGCGUUACGACAGGAAACAGCAAGGCUAUGGAGGUCAAACCAAGCCUAUUUUCAGGAAAAAGGCCAAAACCACAAAGAAGAUUGUGUUGAGGAUGGAGUGCACAGACUGCAAGUACAGGAAACAGAUUCCCCUGAAACGCUGCAAGCAUUUUGAACUGGGAGGAGACAAAAAGCGAAAGGGCCAGAUGAUCCAGUUUUAACUUUUGAUAUUGUUGGUUCAUUAAAUGUCCUUUUUAUUUAA